AUGGAAGUGAGCCAGAAGCUGCCAUACUACUCACAAGAGAUGCCUCAUUUGAUCAGGGAUGUAUCGCGCCAGUACCGCAAGUUCGGCCUCCGACACAAGUGCCUCCUCUGUGGCUUCGUCACGGACUCCUCCGGCGACAUCGACGCCCAUGCUCAGGCACAUCAUGUCAAGCCAUCCUUUUUAUUCAUUCGUUUGGAACCAUUCUGGGAGUGCCUGGUAUGCAAGCACACCUUAAGCUCUGCACCGGGUAUGGCCAAUCACAUGCUCAAGCACAUGGGCGAGAGGCCGUACAAGUGUCACCUAUGUCCCUAUAAGAGUACUCGUCGAAAUAAACUGAAUGAUCACAUCCCAUCUCUUCAUCCCACAGCGAUCAAGGUUGGCAUUCCAGCUGGCCCCGGCAAAAGACAAGAUGCUACCUUGUGCCAUGUACCAGGUUGCUGUCUGCGUCCCAGUUCCUGGGACAUGUGCAGCUCGGGAACUGUGGUCAUGUCGGUCCGCUGCACCUUCUUGACACGGCAUUUGCUCCGGGAAGAGGAGGUGCGGCUAAGUCGGUUGGAGAAAGAGGUCACAGCGUCAUCGUCGCUGUUCACUGUCAUGGGAAAGUUGCGCCAUUGCAAGCUGUGCGCAUACUCCACAGUGAGCUCCUCUAACAUGGCGGUGCACCUGCGGAUGAGGGAAGCCACUGCCCCAUCAAUGUUCACUGUUGUGGACAAGGUGCGCCUGUGCAGCCUGUGUAGCUACGCAACCAAGAGCUCCUACAACAUGGCUGUACACUUGCGGACUCACACGGGCGAGAAGCCGCACCAGUGUCCGCACUGUCAACGCUCUUCUCCUUCGUGGUCUCAACAGUUGUCCCGUGCGCUUGUGUCUGUACGUGGCCGAGUGCGGUCUUGCCGUCUGUGCAACUACACGACCACAGCCAGCUCGAGCAUGACGACGCACGUGCGCACACACACGGGCGAGCGCCCCUUCCGGUGCCACCUGUGCCCAAGUGCAUUCGCCCAAAGUGCCAACCUCAAGCGACACGUGCGCACCCACACGGGGGAGCGUCCCUUUGUCUGCGUGCACUGCGACGCGUCCUUCACGCAAAAAUCGGACCUCUAUAGCCACAUGCGCCUGCACACUGGAGAGAAGCCAUUCAGGUGUUGCCGAUGCUACCGCCUGUUCCGAACCCAGUCUCAGCGGGCCUGCCACUCGAAAGAGUGCACCGGCGUCCCUGUCAGACAUUCACAGCCGAAUGCGCAAGCUCCACAAGACCAAGAGCCGGUGCUUAAUCCGAAUCCAGAGCUAGAGCUGCUAGAGCUUCCAGAGCAAGUACUUUCUAAUGACCUGCCACUGCAGAUGUACUCACCCCAUUCUGUCGACCAGGAGACUCCUCAGUCGGAGCCGGAGUCGCCACCACAGUCGCCCUCUUCACUUUUGCCAACAUUGUAGCAUCUGCGUUCGGCAAUGCCGAGAUGAUAAUGCCGACAGGUCUGGGUACGAUGUAUUAAUCCUUCGUUGUUUUUAAAGAUGUAUGUGUAACGAAAUAGCAUUUCUUUUUAAUUUGCUGCCAUUGAGGUGAAUUGGCCUGUGCAGAGCAUUAUGUCUAUGCUUGAAUGGAAUGCAGCUGAGUGGCAUACUGGAAGUUCUCCAAGCUGCACAUAUAUAAUAGUUUUUUUUUUUUUUUUGAAGUGUCACAACUUAGUUUUAAGAGUUCUUGAUGCAGAUUUUUUCUACUUUUAUGAAAAAUCAUGUGUCAGUCGUCGACAGGUAUGGAAAUGCAUUUGUAGCGUUUUUUUGUUAAAAUGAUGUGUUGACCGGUCUUGCGGAAGCAAACGUCAGAAAGAAAAGGCUGAAGGUCAGGUUACUAAAUACUUCAUUAAGUCAUAUAUUUGCUACGGGAAUCGCUUGGUGCUAGCUACUCUCACCACAUACUACUUAAAUGUCCAAGUAAUCACUUGUUGAAAUCUACCGUAUAAUGCGGAAUAUAGGUCGAGGCGGAAUAUAGGUCGACCCCCUUACCUUGACCAGCAAAAAAAAAAAAGAAAAACGCGGAAUCGUUCACUGCUUCACUUUAGUCAGUCCUCACAGUCCUCCGAGCUGUCGGAGCUCUCCGACGACGACGACUGCUUGUCACUAGCCGCCUCCCACAGCAUGUCGUCCUCGGUGCCGUCGAGAGCGUUGCUGAUGCAGCACUUCUUGAAUGCGCGCACCACCAUCUCUUCAGGCAGAGACCUCCAUGCCUCGGAGACCCAACCACAAACUGUCGCGAGAGGUGGCCUGCGCAGCCGGCCUGUCGGGGUCCGCGGGUUGUCGCCAGCCAUCCAUUCGGUGUACAGCGCACGCACACGGUCUUUAAAAGGUUUAUUGAGGACGACGUCCAACGGUUGAAGUGUUGAUGUCAUUCCUCCCGGAAUGACGACAAGAUCCGUCCUUCCGUCGCGAAGGCUCUCCUUCACCGAUGCUGUCAAAUGCCCGCGAAAUGCAUCCAACACGAGCAUGUUCCGGCGCUGCAGGAGGGCUCCGGGCCGCCGGUUCCACACUGUGCGGAUCCAUUCGCGCAUUAGGGCCUCGUCCAUAUACCCCUUCUCGUUGACGCGGACGACGACAUCCCGCGGGAAGGCCUCCUUCGGCAUCGUCUUCCGCUUGAAGAUUAUGAAGGGGGGCAACUUUCUGCCGUCGGCCGUGCAGCAAAGCAUAACGGUGAAGCGCGAAUGCUCGCUACCGGUCGACAAAAGCCUCACCUCUUUUGCCCCGCGUUCACAAACAGUCGUGGACGACGGCAUGUCAAACCACACCGGCGUUUCGUCGGCGUUGCCGAUCUGGCCUAGCAUGUAGCCAUGCUGCCGCCGGAGGUUGUUCACAUAGAGUUGAAACUCUAUCAAUUUGUCCUCGUACAUCUCCGGCAGCUUCUGGCAUAUCGACGUGCGCCGUCGAAGCGCAAAUCCUUUGCGUCGCAUAAAGCGACGGACCCAAUAAAUGGAUCCCUUGAAGUCUUUCUUUGACAGGCCGGCUUCACGGGCGAGCUCGACGGCUUUUGAGCGAAUGAGCUCCGCAUUCACGGGAAGGGAUUUGGCACGGUACUCGCGGACGAAAUCCGCCACUUUGUCCUCGAGUUCCGGGUGCACAGCUCGGCGACCGCGAAACGACGUCUUCCUCGCGUUACACACUGACAGUUUGGAUUUUUGGUUGCGCCAGUAUCUGACGCUUUUCUCGGACACUCCAAACUGCCGCUGUGCCGCCAUGUUGCCAUUCACUUCCGCGAAUUCUAUAACUUUUCUUUUAAACGCGGCGGUGAACUGGCGCCGCGUCCCGGUAUUCAUAGCUGGUCGCAGAGUAAAAGUCGCCACUCUCUACGAACACGAAAUGAACAAGAAAAGAAAAAUGGCGUCGGCAGAGGCGUCGGCCCAUGGAGGCGAUGUCGAUGCUGAUGCCCAAAAAACAUGCGACACUCCCUGUUGCCAGACGAUCACUUUGUUUAUGCCAAGGGCCGGUAUAUAGGUCGAGGGGUGACUUUUUAGCGAAAUUUUUUGGAAAAAAUCUCGACCUAUAUUCCGCACUAUACGGUACCUCUAGUUUUUAUAGCAUUGCAAUGUGUGUUCGUCGCAUUAGUGCUUUCACGUUUUCAGACUGGAGCUGCUGUACGGAAGGCGACGCCUUUUAUACGUGCCUUCCGCCUGCUUUCCUGCCAUUAUCCGUGCAUCUUGUGGACUCUUCAGGGCAUAUGUCGCACAGCAUUUAUAAAUGUACUGAUGUGCUAUAGCAUAAGGGGACGUUUUGCCUUACAAUCAUCUAGUGCAAGUUGUAUAUAGGAGGUGGUUAGCUUGAAGCGAGCACACUACGCACUUUCAUGUAGGCACGGCUAAUAUUUGUGUUGCGGGGCACAUACCCUUGCAAUUCAUAUGACAGUUCUUUCCAAAUAAAACAACGCUUUAGAAAAUCACCUGGCGCUAAAGGAACAGUGUGAGAGUGCCCACUGACACACUUCUUGUUGGUUUUGAAACACCAUAUACUGUCUAUUCGGCUCGAUGGUAACUGCUACCUGUAAUACAAACGAGAUGUGCAGGAACGUAAUGCAUGGACUUUUUUUUUUCUUGAAAUCACUGGGGAAACCCACGAGAUUCACAGGUAAAACUAGAUAUUUUGUCAUGGUGACAUUACAAAUGUGUAAUUACUAGUAGCGAUUAAUUGAUUGAUUGAUUUGUGGGGUUUAACGUCCCAAAACCACCAUAUGAUUAUGAGAGACGCCGUAGUGGAGGGCUCCGGAAAUUUUGACCACCUGGGGUUCUUUAACGUGCACCCUAGUAGCGAUUAACAAAACAGGCUUAAGGACACUGAUUACUUGUUUCCUUUCACCAUUUCAAGAACCCAAGUAACUAUGGUCAACAAAUUGUCAGGUUCUCUGCUUUUGGUGGUUGUUUCUUGUGAGUAUGCAUGUCAUCUACUUAUGUUCUGUUUAAUGAAUGGCCUGUCUACAAAAUCAGUUAUGUGAAAAAAAGUGAAUACCUCCGGUAAAAUUCAGUCUUAAGCAGAAUUCUGGAAAUACAGCUUGUCCAGAGCAUGCCUACAUAAAGUUUCUGUUUACCGAUAUUAGUUCAUUAGUCAUAUAAUAUUGAUUGGUCGUCCUUCUAAAUUCAUGUGAGAUGUAUGCCUGUGUCUUUUAAUUUUUCAUUUAUUUCAUUUCAUUUAUUUACUCUCUAAGCCGUAAGGCGUUACAGAGAGGAGGGGUACAAUAUUAAACAAUCAAGAGAAAAGACAACAGCGGAGUGGUUACAAAAAGUGUUUGCUGACGGUGGACCUGAAGUGCGCAGCGUCGCUGAUGGAGACGAUGGAGGCUGGAAGGCGAUUCCACUGCACGCUGGUCGUUGGGACAAACGAGUUCAGAUAGAGGUUUGUUCGGGAGUUUGGCACACCAACUUUUAACGGAUGAUCAAUGCGGGAUGACACGUAUGAUGGAACUGAAAAAAGGGAUUGUUUUAAGGUCUGAUUGGUGUAAAAUAUUUUAUGGAAAACACAUAGGCGGGAUAUCAUACGACGGGUUGCAAGAUCAGGUAGUUGUACUACUUGUUUCAUGUUAGUGACACUGGAUGACCGAGAAUAAUCAGAGAGAAUGAAACGAGCGGCCCGAUUUUGGAUAGCUUCAAGUGUGGAGACAAGAUUGGCAGAAUGUGGAUCCCAUACAGAAGAGGCAUAUUCAAUCUUCGGUCGUACAAGGGUUUUGUAAAGCUGCAGUUUUAAUGAAGUGGGAGCUCGAGAGAAAUUUUGUCCAAGGAAGCCGAGCAUGCGGUUCGCAUUAUUGCUAAUAUAUUCAAUGUGCGAGUCCCACGAAAGGUUAUCUGAAAUCCGAACGCCCAGGUAUUUGUAGGUGGUAACCGAUAAUAGAGGGGAGCCAUUCAGGAAAUAUGUGUUUACAGGGGUGUGCUUGAUUGUUCGAGUUAGCCUCAUAUAUUUGCACUUGUCGACGUUUAGUUUCAUUAGCCAGGUGUUGCACCAGGCUGAAAUUGUGUUAAGGUUGGUUUGAAGUUGUGAGGGAUCAGAAGGUUCGCAUAUAUUUCUAUAUAUAGCACAAUCGUCAGCGAAAAGACGUAUUGAUGAGGUUAUGGUAUCAGGAAGAUUAUUAAUAUAAAUUAGGAAGAGAAUUAAUGUGUGAAAAUCGGUAAUAUCAAAUUGGCUAUGCUUGCAUGUGCUCAUGUUGAGCAUGUUGAAUGCACUGAAAUGUGCUACCUGAAGAACUUUGUGAAACUAGGCAUAUCCACACUGCAAUCAAUCACACGCUAGGCCAACAUUGACUACUAUUAAAGGUCACAGCUAUUUGUACCAUAUUCACUUGCAUCUCAGUUUAGCAGCUUAGCUUUAAACUUGCACCCCAAAAAAAAUGAAGUUUUUAGAAGGGGGAAACAUUCGACUCUGAGCCUGAUGUGGAUUUUGCACUUAUGACGUGCGAUACCAUUUCGCCUUGCUUUUUCUAUGUGUCUGCAGUUUGAAUCAAUGAUUUCAGAUUACUGCACCCGGUUUUCAGGAUCCUGCUUUCACGACUCUUCCUAGUCUGCCGCUGUUCUUGUACUAAAUGCAUCCGAUGCAACUAGUUCUCUUUACUCUUUACUAAACAACCUUUUUAAGUGUUCAUUUGUUACAGCGUCCCUGUCAACUAUUAUUUUAUUGGUUGUUAAAUGCCUGGCAUGGAGUGGCUGCUAUCGCAGGAUCAAAUCCGAGCCACCACAGCAGUGUUUCAAUGAAGCCGAGACGCUAGAGGCCCGUGCGCUUAGAUUUCGGUGCACAUUAAAGAACCUCAGGUGGUCUAAAGUUCCGCAGCCCUCCACUACAACAUUCCUCACAGUCAUGUUUUUGUUGUGGGGUGUGAAGUCCCAGCAAUUAUUAAUAGAGAACUUGCAAUUAAUUCUCACCUUAGCCAUAUUAAACUCUUUUAGCUCUUUGAAAAUCAAGUUCUCGAAUCGCACUCACACCAUUAUUUUUGUUUCAUCAUUUUGUAAGAAAUUACAUCAGCCUGAAUAGGAGUAAACCCAGUAAGUGUGAGAAUUGGACAAGUACAUGACACGUUUUUGCAUUCCCCCUUUUUUGUUUGUUUUUUGCAUUAUGCAUAGCAUAUGUAACAUAACAGUUAACAUGUAUUACUCAUGCAAGGGCCAUUUUAGGGGUGUUGCAUGACACACUCUCGCAGCUUAAAUUUGACACUGAGCUGUGAUGGCUAACUGUUCUGUAUGUUUGUGAUGUGUGCUGUAAACACCUUUACUUUUUUUUAUCGGUGCGUUAGAAGAGCGAUUGUUGGAGUUGUGCAUGUUUUAGCGGUAGCACAGAGCCCCUUUUGGGCUACACCAUUGUUGUUGGCUUAUAAAAAUGUUUUGCCAUGCUUGCCGUGUGAACAUUGACUGAAAUCGUGCCUUGUGUACCGCUGUGCCUUUAGGCCUCCUGUAGGCAUGCAUGACGCGCUAAAAUAGUGCCCUUCAUAGUCUCACGGCUGAUGCAUAGAUGUUGUGGAGUUCAAGGUAAAUGAUAUCUUUCAUCUGGUAUCGGGAGGCCUUUUGCCACAGUUGUCCGAAGAAGAUUUUUCAGCUGCCUUUUGCGACUGAAUAGUUUUUAUAGUGACUCAAGCUGCAAAUGGACGGUGAUUUGCUCACCUUUGUUGUUCGCCUGAAGUUUUUUCAUCCUGAUUGCUUAUCAUAUGCCUGCUUAGCAGAAUGACUGGGCAUUUCUAGCUCGACUUUGAGCCAUUCAACUAAAAAUGAACCAGCGCAAAAUAACUAAUAUAUAGAGAAUGCUGAAAAGUGCAUGCUUACUUUAAAAAAAGUAAUAGACAGUACCUUGAAGUUGACCUUCAAUUAGUUGAAAGUACGCUUAUCUAGCACAAUGAAUUGUCAGUAAAAAAACUUUCAUAAGUUGCCUGUGGCUUUUUAGGGUGCAGAUCCUCUAGAUCUGGGUUUCCCAAUGAGGUGGGCAUUAUGUGCACAAGCAAUCACAGUGCAUAUUGAAAGUGUAGUUUUCAAUUUAAAAACUUAGUUAUUUACCCAUUCAUAGCACAUACAGCAAUUUAUGAAUUGAUGCCAAUAAGUUGUUUAGGCAAGAAAACUGUGCGGAAAUUUCGAUAUUAGCGCCAGCUCUGAAAUAAGUUCUGUUACAUUUGUGACUGCCUACACUCAAAAGGUUCUGCAGAACCCCUAUAAUGUUUUAGCACCUGCAAUGGGUUUUGUAUACCUGUAGGGCCACUGGAACAAAAAACUAUUAUGUUAUAUUGGUGGGCUUUCAUUGUUGAAGGUUAACUGCGGGGUCAUCAAGAGCGAUGUCUUAGCCCUAUUGCAGCUUGCUUUUUUCUUCACUAGGCUUCGGCUUAGUAUGCACGUGUAUAUUAUGCACCUAUAUUCGCUAUGAAUGGUGUCGGCCACGAGUGAACAAAUUUUGACUUGUUUCUGUGCAAGCAAGCUGUUUAUUUGUGAGAAACGAACGGAGAAAUACAGCUGUCAAAUACUAAUUGUCAAUAGUCUAUAAAUGUACUGUCAGUACUCAUCAGCAUUGUCAUUUUAGCUAGCUGUUUUUCUUGGUAACGUGUGUUUUUACAUUUAUUUAGUGGGAUUUUGUGUAAAUGAAAUGAGUCCGAAAAAUUGCAGCUACUGCAUAGAAAGUAAGUGCUGUUUGAAUGCCAGGAACAUUUGCAUGAUAUAUCUAUGUAUUUCCUAUUUUGUGUCGGGUCACAGUCGAGGAUUCGAUUUUUUGAAGCAAAUUUAUUUGUUUUUAUUUACUAUUUCGGUUUUUAUACUGUUACUUAUUAGUUGUCAUUACUGUUGUACUCCAAUACAUAUCUUCAUUCAUUUUCUGUGUUUUACUGUUUGAGGAGAUUUUUUUUUCGUGCAUCAUUUCACUGACUUUUGUCCAUAAUCAUAGUCUAAGGACACUAUAAAUGUAUGUAUUUCUUUUUUUGUUUUGUAGAAACCACCAAAUGUUUCAUUCUGGCCACUUUUGUAUACAGCUUUGCGUUGACACCAAGUGUUAGCAUUUCUGUAGUCAUGUACUUUUUUAAAAGGCAGUGGUGUUUCGACCUUAAAGGCGGAUGCACACAAGCCUGAAACAGUGUGCACGCCGAUCCAGAUUGACAUUGUAAGUUUGACGGUCAGUGAAUUUGUGGUCAGAAACCAUCAUCUAGUACAGGGGUCGGCAAUCUUUUCUGCCAAGAGGGCCACUUCACAUGAAGCCAGCACAGCCGGGGCUAGACGGCAGACUUGUGCGAGGAGGGGCGAGGUUGGCGAACUUAUUGUACGGCAAAUGGAAUAGAAAUCAUUGCUAUUUUUUGUGCGUAUGGCUUAAGGUUGCAAUUUAUAAACAGUUUAGAAGUGAAAAUACCACCUCAAAUAAAGAAUGCCAUGUAGGCCUCCAGAUAUGAAGUGUCAAGGAGAGGAUGACUAGGGUCUGGUUUUACCGACCAGUUUUAGCCCUGCUCGGCCAGUGUUUCAGACAGCGGGCCGGUUGCCUGUCCGCACCCACCAUCAUUGGCUGGUUUUUUACUGCGAAAGCUGUUAUGAGAUCAGAGCAUGGGUCACAUGCGGCGCCGUAGUUGUCCGCCACCGCCGAUGUCGGUAACCACUUUCAAAAAAAAAGCUGUAAAUAAAAAACACCAAUGGCACAAUGGGAUUCGAACCCGGGUCCACUGCGUGCCAGCCAAGUAUUCUACCACUGAGUCACGCCAGUGCAUUGAACUUGUUUUUAAACUGGCUUUAGGCAGGCUUCAUGUCGGGAAAGGAAUCGCGUUAAUAUAAGUAAUAAAGCAUUUUAGAACAUGAAAUGAACAGCCAGGCAUCACACAAUGUGAAUUGCAUAACGAGUAGGUCAUUAAAUGCUCCAACCCAUUAGAAAACUUGCUCUUGAUCACCUGUUAACUGUGAUGCAUACCCACUUCAGGCGUAAUUCUUCCACAGCAUGAAACGUUGCACAAAAUAUCUAACAAGCGUGUAGCAGAUACCACGCUUCUCCAAAGAAUGACAAAGGAUAGCAUAGUAAAUGCUGGCCUACUACGCAAAAAUUAUUUUUAUGGCAUAGUGGGUACCCAGCAGUGUACUUGUAGCAGUUACCCAAAGAGUAUUUAGAAAAGACUCUGAAAGGUCGCUCUUCUAGCUUUCGCUGCAACUGUGCUGCGCGUUCCGCGAAAACCUGUUUCUUUUUUUUUUUUUUUCCAGAGUUGUAAACGAAAAGUCAUUCUAAUAAUCGGUAUUUUUAUGCAAAGAAUUGGACUAGUAGGUUGGUUCAGUGUGCUGUUUUUGUUUCUGAAUCAAGUUCAUUUGGCUCAAGGAAAGCAACACUACAUUAAAUGGCACCGCAUGCCAAGAACAUUACGUGGCGUCUAUUAAACACUAAUUUACUCCUAGUAGAGCAUUACCCCCCCCCCCCUUCCCCCUUCCUCUGUUGAAGGACCAGCUUUUUUGUUUGAGGAACCUCAUUCUUCUGACAUCGGCACGACGUCGGAAAGAUGAGGGUUCAGACGUCGUGCCUGGGGCCGCAUAAUACUGUCUUGCAGGCAGCAUGCGCACCUCUGUCGACAGGUUGCCGACCUCUGACCUAGUACUUGAGUGGACCUACUGCAAGUCGCGGAAGCAAUUUGAUGCUGCAUUUCGGUCAUCUGGACUGUGUCUCUCCUGCCUUCUUAGGUUAUAUCUGGCUGUAGUGUUGUUUUAGUGGUGUGCUUUGUACACUUUCUAAUGCACUUGGGCAGCCUUUAGUUGUUGGCUACAAGCAAGUGUCCAAUCGCUAUCAAGCUGCAUGUGCCAGUGUGUCCUAGCAUGCUGGUAUGCACAAUCCUGGUAGCACCUAAUGCAUGAACUAUGUGGGACUAUACGUGUCUCUUGAUAUGUAGCCAAGAGAUGACAAGUGCCUGUGCGUCUUUUUAUGUUAUGAUGCUUUGAACAAUAAAAUUUUAUAUAAUCUCUG
Rhipicephalus microplus (southern cattle tick) is the source of this 10410-nucleotide messenger RNA. RefSeq lists its product as uncharacterized. The record is from RefSeq and is a predicted model, not a curated record. Gene Ontology annotation, cellular component: nucleus. Lineage: Eukaryota; Metazoa; Arthropoda; Arachnida; Ixodida; Ixodidae. Gene Ontology annotation, biological process: regulation of transcription by RNA polymerase II. Gene Ontology annotation, molecular function: DNA-binding transcription factor activity, RNA polymerase II-specific.